Bactrocera oleae (olive fruit fly) is the source of this 3927-nucleotide messenger RNA. The record is from RefSeq and is a predicted model, not a curated record. Lineage: Eukaryota; Metazoa; Arthropoda; Insecta; Diptera; Tephritidae.
AUAUUUUAUAGGGUCUCCGACGUUUCGUUCUAAGUGUUAUGGGGUUAACUCUCUAAAGUAUUAUGCCAGAAACAGAAUAGUUGUAUACGUAGAAUCUGUUUCAAAUGAUCAUGAUGAAGAUAAUGACGUGUUCAUAAACCCACGCCUCUUAAGCAGUAAUGAUGCGUUUUAUGAAUGUAGGGUCUUCAGCUAAGGUGUCGAACAUCUUUUUUGUGACCGCUAGUCGACAUUGUUUUCGCAUUCAGGUCUUUUGGUAUGUGUCUAGUAUUGAUACGCUUCAUACCCAAAACAUUAACCAAAAUGUGUUGAGUGGAGCUUAUAUCCAAUAAGAGUAUCAUCUUUUAUCUCCCUAGUGCCAACAAGACGAGUUUUAAGCACUGUUUCUUUAACUUUUUCGAUGUUAUCGUCAUUAACAGAGCUGGACGGACAACUCGGAUAAGACAUGAGGCAAAUUUUCGCUUGCUUUACGACCUUUAGUGAAUGCUUUGUGCCACUUAAAUAUCUGUGUUCUUUGUUUCGUGGUCUUCAAUUAUUGAUGAGUCGGACAAUUGUCAAAAGUAUGUUAUAAAAGCGUGUGUUAUAAUUUCUUUGCGCCUAAAAGUAUACGAAAAGUUUACUUACUGCUAUUUGACUGUUAGUCAUCCAUAAAAGCUGUUUAUUUAAACUCACCGUCACAAUAAAAUAAUAUAUUGAUUCGUGCUACAAAAACUCAGUCUAAUUAAGAAUUAAGAAGUUUUCAGAUCUUGAACCUAUGUACGACAACACACGUUCUUGUGGAUGUGUUACAGAAAUCAGUAACAUGCAAUUUUUCUGAUUGAUAAAAUUUUAUAACUGCUUAUUUCAAUUAAUUGAAAAGUAUAAAAAUUUACAGCAGAAUUAUCAGCACUUUACACAAGUGUUCUCUCCUUUUUGUGCUGCACUGUAAAGUAUGCCUGCGGGGGUAAUGAAGAACAUGUGUGAGUUAAGACAAUAGUAUUGUAAAGAUUGCGUUUUUUAUUGUUUCACAUUUUCCAUUAAAUGUUUUCUUAUUUAGGGCGCAGCUGUUGUUUUCAUUUUCAAUUAAAUUUUCAUGCAACGCGAACGCGCUCAUUCGGUGCGGAAGUUGCAGCUUCUAAGUGAAUAAGUAAAUUUGUGAGUUGAAUUAUUUAAUAUUGCCAUCCAGUCAAUUGAGUUUCAGACUCUCUGCGAAGCGAUCACUACGAACUGGUUUCCUUACAAGUGGUUAACAAGUGAAGGCAACAACAAAGCGUUGAUUUGUUGCAGUUGGUGGCGACUGGCAUAAUAGUUUGGUGUUGCAAAUUUAAAUGGUGACGAAAUUGUUCGACUUAAUUCAAAAUGGCCAGUGAGGUGUUGGAUGAUUAACUGGUUAGAUGAACUCGAAGAAAGGAUGCUGCCACAGUGUGUGCUAACAAUACAAAAAUCGUGGAACUCAUCAAGAAUUAUAGAAACACCUUCAACCAGAACAUGAAAUUUGAUUCUUAAAAGAGCCUCGCUAAGAUGAUUCAGAGCCCAUCCUGGAACUAACACAUCGAAAUCUAGAAAAGACGAUAGAGCAUUGCUGCUACAGAACAGGCUGAUGAUUUAAAGAAAAUUUUUAAAGUUUUUGUUUUACCACCUCUGUACUUUUGACAACAUGAAUGAAAUCGAAUUGUGUUCAAAUUUCAUGUAUUGAAAAUUUCAACACAUUUCAACUUCAUUAUAUUAGAAAGUGUAAACAAAAUUGGUAUGUGUAAUCUAAAAUGUAUAUUUUUACACGACAAUCAUAACUUCUCAUAUUCUGUAUCGAAAUUUCAUACAAAAAGAAGGAUGAGGAGCAUUGUCUACAACCGUUAAGAGAUUAUUGAGUAUGUGCCUAGGCUGCUCCUUUCCAGUCCGUUACACCCAAAUUUUGCUGUUGUUCACAUCUUUGGUAUUGACCUUACAUCAGCGUACCAAUGUUCCUGAAGUUAUUGUUGUACUCACAGCCGCCAACGGCACGUACGCUCACUUUAUGCCAGAGGGUUACUCGCUGACGCCGCACGAAAAGUCCACUAUGUUGGGAAGUAUCUAUUGGGGCGCAAUUUUGGUACAAAUACCUAGCGGCUAUAUCUGUAGUGCCUAUGGUAGCGUCAAGCUCUUGUUCUGUUGUCUCUUCUUCUCUUCACUCAUAAGCAUAGUGCUGCCACUGAGUCUGAUUUUUGGCAAUUUCGUCACUUUUAUUUUGCUACGCGCGUUACAAGGCUUGGCGCAAGGUAUUUUAUUCCCCACAAUCUUUGGGCAUCUAGCCAAGUGGUGUCCCCUCAAUGAACGAAGUCUGCUGGGUGGCAUCUCGCAAUCCGGCACGGAGUUGGGUGUAGCCUUGGGUUUGAUGAAUAGCGGAUUUUUAUCAGUGACACGGUUAUAUUGGCCGGCGGCCUUUUACAUACCAGCUCUAGCCGGCUUAGUGUGGUGCAUUUUCUGGUCAAUCUUCGGCGCUGAAUCCCCAUGGACUUCCAAACGUAUAUCAGCUAAUGAACAGCAGCUCAUACAAUCUGUCGGCACUCUUAGUAUGCGCAGGAAAAGCAAGGCCGCCAUACCUUGGUGUGCGAUAGCCACGUCAGUGCCUUAUUUGGUGCUGCUAUUAAAUAAAAUUAGCCACGCCUUUUCGAUCGCGACCAUAGGGCAACAGAUACCCAUCUACUUGAACGGCAUGUACGCUUACGAAAUCCAUAUAAAUGCUUUAAUAUCGUCGCUACCGUUUUUCAUUAUGCUAAUCAGCACAUAUGUAGUCACAAUUAGCUCGCAUUAUUUGCUGAAAGUCAGAAAUGUGCGUCUGUCGCUUGUCCGCAAGUCUUUAAAUACGAUCUCGAACUGGGUGCCCGCCACUGCAUUGGCCACUCUGAGUUUGCUGUCAAAGGACAAUGCGGUGGGCAAUAUUUCCUGUAUCGUUAUCAGCGUCGUCGCAUUUUCGACUUUUACGCUUGGCAGUUCCUUGAAUCAUAUUGACUUAUCGCCGAAUUUUGCUCCGCUUCUCUCUGGUAUUACCGGUAUAUUUACUAUGCUAGCGGCCAUCAUUUCGCCGAUAGUUGUGGCAGAAGUCGUAAAGAAUGAGAACGAUCCUUGGCAAUGGAAUAUUAUAUUUUUGUUUACAGCAGCUUUCCUCUUCAUGACGAACUUGUUGUAUUUGCUUUUUGGACAAAUGGUUGCGCAGCCGUGGAACGAAUUGCAGAUUAAUGAACCGAACAAUGAUAAUAAUGAAGUGACUUAAACACUAUUACCUAAAGCACAUGAAGUCUUCGACUUAACCAUGAUUUAAUAAAAAAACGAUGAUUCCAAAAAAAAAAGAGAAGCAAUAGUAGAAGAAGAGCUCGCUCCAUUCACCAGUGGCUAAAAAAGGUGUAUAAUACAUGCUAUCCUCUAGAAGAUCCCAAGUGUUUGAACCGCUUAGCAGGCGCACUACUUUAGUCGAGUAACGGAUAAAAAGCUUUUGAUAAUAUCCGAAUUUUACCAUGCCGAUUACCCAUGCUCCUGGUCACCCCAAGCGACGGAUCGAUGCCGAGAUCGAAAGCAAAUGAGAGCAACACUUGGUCAAAGCAAGUACAUAGACGAAUACGAUGAAAAUCGCUCCUUUAUAUAUAUGCGUGGAAAAUUAAAAUUUUAAUGGCGUUCUAUGACGGCAAUAAGCGUUACAGAAACUGCGGAUAGAAUAUUUUCCUCGACGGAAUGGUUCGAACUUUUAGCUGGUUCAGAAUUGUCAACUUGGUAGCACUCUACAUUAUAAUUAACAUUUUAUAUCACUACAACAACACGAAGGUUUGUUUGGAUAUAAAAAUCGUAAAAAUUGUAAAACCAUUAUUGUGUUGGGGUUGGGGGAUCUCUUCGAAAAUAUGUUAAUAGUUUGGAAACAUGUGCUACUUGGUGGUUCCCGAUUCAAGUACACCAAUAAAUUGUAUAGAUAAAAAAAGCACA